Equus quagga is the source of this 5865-nucleotide messenger RNA. It is a transcript of the gene TOM1L2, whose product is annotated as target of myb1 like 2 membrane trafficking protein. Gene Ontology annotation, cellular component: membrane; endosome. Gene Ontology annotation, biological process: signal transduction. Gene Ontology annotation, molecular function: clathrin binding; phosphatidylinositol binding; ubiquitin binding. The record is from RefSeq and is a predicted model, not a curated record. NCBI's taxonomy places the organism in Eukaryota, Metazoa, Chordata, Mammalia, Perissodactyla, Equidae. The coding region runs from base 88 to 1776 and encodes 562 amino acids. The transcript is spliced from 16 exons.
GUCAGUCAGGUCGGGAGCGCGGCGAAGGACCGCGGAGACCUGGGCGGCUGACAGGGGCCCGGGCGGCUGCCGCGCUGUCCGCUCAAGAUGGAGUUCCUCCUGGGGAAUCCGUUCAGCACCCCGGUGGGGCAGUGCCUCGAAAAGGCAACAGACGGCUCCCUGCAAAGUGAGGACUGGACGUUGAACAUGGAGAUCUGUGAUAUCAUCAAUGAGACGGAGGAAGGGCCAAAGGAUGCCAUUCGAGCCCUGAAGAAGCGAUUGAACGGGAACCGGAACUACAGAGAAGUGAUGCUGGCGUUAACAGUGCUGGAGACAUGUGUGAAGAACUGUGGCCACCGCUUCCACAUUCUCGUGGCCAACCGAGAUUUCAUCGACAGUGUUCUGGUCAAAAUCAUCUCUCCCAAGAACAACCCUCCCACCAUUGUACAGGACAAAGUGCUCGCUCUGAUCCAGGCGUGGGCUGAUGCCUUUCGAAGCAGUCCUGACCUCACCGGUGUUGUGCAUAUAUAUGAGGAGCUGAAGAGGAAAGGGGUCGAGUUUCCCAUGGCAGACUUGGACGCUCUGUCUCCCAUACACACACCACAGCGGGCAGCUGCGGCGAGAAGUGCUGUCCUGAGUGGGGUAGGUGCCAGGCCCAGCCACACAGGCAGCCCAAGUGAACAGAGGACUUUGUUGUUGCCAUGCCAGAGCGUCCCUGAAGUGGAUCCAGCCAUGACCAUGCCCAGGUCCCAGUCGCAGCAGAAGACAAGUGCCGGCUCCUAUUCCUCGCCUCCUCCUGCUCCCUCUUCUGCUCUGCAGGCCCCGGCUCUGAGUGUGACUGGCCCCAUCGUGGCCAAUUCAGAACAGAUUGCCAGGCUGCGGAGUGAACUGGAUGUUGUUCGAGGAAACACAAAAGUCAUGUCCGAGAUGUUAACAGAAAUGGUCCCCGGGCAGGAGGAUUCUUCGGAUCUGGAGUUGCUGCAGGAGCUGAACAGGACCUGCCGGGCCAUGCAGCAACGCAUUGUAGAGCUCAUCUCCCGAGUGUCCAACGAGGAGGUCACUGAGGAGUUGCUGCAUGUCAAUGACGACCUCAACAACGUCUUUCUCCGAUAUGAGAGGUUCGAACGAUACAGGUCGGGCCGAUCAGUUCACAGUGCCAGUAAUGGAGUACUGAAUGAAGUGACCGAAGACAACUUAAUAGACCUGGGGCCGGGGUCUCCAGCGGUGGUGAGCCCCAUGGUGGGGAACACGGCGCCUCCAUCUUCUCUCUCCUCCCAGCUUGCAGGCUUGGACUUGGGGACAGAGAGCGUCAGUGGCACCCUCAGUUCACUCCAGCAGUGUAAUCCCCGCGACAGCUUUGACAUGUUUGCCCAGACAAGAGGGAACUCCUUGGCCGAGCAACGCAAGACGGUAACCUACGAAGAUCCCCAGGCUGUCGGAGGACUUGCUUCUGCACUAGAUAGUCGGAAACAGAGCUCCGAAGUGAAGAGAGGUAAAGGUGGGGACUCUGACCUGGAGCCCAUAGACAGCUGGCUCAUAACCCAAGGAAUGAUCCCCGUUGCGCAGCCGUCUGUCAUGGACGACAUUGAGGUGUGGCUCAGGACGGACCUGAAGGGCGAUGACCUGGAGGAGGGCGUCACAAGUGAAGAGUUCGAUAAAUUCCUUGAAGAAAGAGCCAAAGCUGCUGAAAUGGUUCCCAACCUCCCCUCACCCCCAGUGGAGGCCCCAGCCCCGGCUUCAAACCCCUCCGGCAGGAAGAAGCCAGAGCGGUCAGAGGAUGCCCUCUUUGCUCUGUGAGCUGUUCUGUGAUUUGGCUCCCCAGAUGGCAGGUCACCUCUCGUCCCCAUGGUCCACACCAGGCACUGGCCACUCCUCCCAUCUCCAGCCCCAGUCGGUCCUGCGCUGCUGUAUCUCCAUGGAAAUGCCACUGUGUUUGCUCCCAGGCCUCUCACUAGUCUGGACCAGCUUUAGCUAUCUUCUCUCUGGAUGGUGGGACAGCGUCGCUGCAGCCAGAAGCCCCUCACCUCCCCGUCUGUCCCGCCCACAGGCUCUUUCUGCCCAUGUUUCCUCCCAGAAAGAGUGGGCAGCAAGGCCCAACCCCAGGCCAGGCCAUGCCCUGCCCUUGGGACUGUUUCCUGGGCAGCCACCUGGACCGUCUUUCCUCUGGUCACCUGCCCACAGAGAAGAGAGUCAGACCCUGGACCCUUCCCCAUGUGCCCUUUCCCCUGCCUGGUUCCUCAGGUCUCAGGCCAGCCUGCCCUCCUGUGCCCCUCUGUUCCGGAAAGGGCUUGUUUGCACCUGUGGGCUUAGUCUCCCUCCUUGGACUGCUGCUCCCUGACACGUGUCACCUUGUGACAGUUGGCAUGCUCAGCACUUUAGAAGGCUCUGUGGAGUACCUAUUUGUGGGGUCUCUCAUCUUCUUGACCCUCUCUCUAUCACUCAGCUGCUAGCCCAGGCCCAUGACCAAGCUGGCUCAGCAGCCAAGCCUGGGACCAAGGAGCCCCCGAUGGACCCACAAGCUCCUGGUGAAGGGCGACAGAGCCAAGGGCUGCUGGGAGGGCAGCAUGCAACCCACGGAUAGUGGCCGCGUGGUGCUGGUUAGCUCCUGCAGAGAUAACACCGCCAUAAACCAAACUGCCCCCAGCACACUGCAUGCUCCCCCACGUGGUUGGCCCCAUCUGUGGAGGGACCCGCAUGGGGAGGAAUUCCUCUGGCUUGCUUGGGAAAACUGUGGGUUUGUGAGCAUGCUACACCCGGGGCUUUGGCCUGGCCUGUGGCAGCCUCUGUGCCUCUGCCUCCAGGGCCCAGCAGCAGAUGGCUUUGCACCACGCUCAGAGAUCCAAAUGACGGAGGGGUCAGAGUGACACUAAGACCCCUCCACUGCUCCCUGGCGUGCGCCUCAGCCUCCUCCACAGACAGUCCUGACAGCCUGACCUCCCACCCCAGAUCCCCCAGGCCACUGACUUGUACCCUCUCUGCAAGCGAACCAGGAAGGCUAACAGAGCCUGGGGCAGAGAAGCUAGGGGCUUGUGACACCUCCUCCCAUCCUGGGCCUUGCUGGUGUGUCUCCUGGCCAUGGGCAAGGUGCUCAUGGCUCGGCUCAGGCCCGGGUCCAGCCUGACCCAGCCCUGUGUUGCUGUCGCCCAGAAGAACGAACAUGCUGCUACAGCUGCUUCACACCAGCCCCGGGGUCUGCGAGGCUCGGGUCAGUGUUCCAGCAUGUGCUGCCCAGGUGCCAGGGGCAAAACUUGGCUAGGCCACCACGUGUUCCUGACCCAUGGUGUGGUUAGCCCUUCCCACCUGGCAGCUGGAGCAGGGAGAAGAGGCUGGGCCUGACGCAGGCUGAGACCAGUGCCAUGGGCUCUUGGACAAGCAUUUAGGACUGGGACUGGAGCCGAGGGCCGUGCUGAGCACCAACAGGAACAGUUCUGGUGGAGAGCAAGGCACUGCCCACCCUGGAACCCCGUGCCCUGUCUAGCACCACUGUAGCUCCCUCCAGAGAGGAGGCCUGAGGUCUGGCUGGGGGCUGGUCUGGCAGGACCAGCUGGGGACGUCACACUCCAGUUCCUCAGAGGACACCCAGGAUGCUCCUCCUCCACAGCCUGACCUCAGCCCUGCCCCUCUGGCAGCAUGCACCACACCUCCACUCUCCCCCGCCUGCCCCUCGGUCAGCCCUCAUCUCUCUCCUCAACUCUUCCCAAGGGCAGAGCCCUGAAAGCCAGCUUGGAUAUUAAGACAUCUGACGUCAGCUGGCUUGACACAAGCUGCAGAGAAGGUGACUGGGAUGGCACAGUUGUAGCCAGCAACCCUAGCUAGUAUCCCCAGCCCUUUGGUGCAGACUGGAAGGAUUAUCUCCGUGAGGGCCAGGGGCCCAUUUUUGCCAGCCUGCCAGAGCCGGGCCUGUGCUGGUGAGCAGCUGGGCCUCAGGUGGUCAGUCCUGCAGGAGCCCCAGCACCACAACAGCUGGGCCCAGUGUCCUCUGAGGGAAGAGCCAGCCUCCCUGCCUUGCAGAAGGGGAGGUCCCCACAAGACCAGGAGUCUGAGGGGGAGAGCAGGCUCCUGGCGAUGAGUGAAGCUGAGCCAUAUGCCUGUCUGGGGAGACCCCAACAAGGCUGCUCCCCAACUCCAGCCAGUCAGCCAGGCACGGCUUGGAGAGGCCUGGCCACCCUGGGCAGCAGGUGGUGGUGGACUCCUGUGGGCUGGCAGGAAGGCACUGGCCCAUGCAGAGAAGUGUCACCUGCCUUCCCAGCCUGGAGCUGCCCCUCCUUCUCGCACAUCGUGUCCAGAGGCAGCUGCCCCUCCCUGGAGGCUGAGGUGACGCAUGCUUGAGGCCUGCACAGGAAGCCAGUGCAGGCCCUUGAGGGGGUUCUGCCCAGCCAGUCCUGAGGCUAUGGGCACCCUGGGCCACUCGGCUGCACUGCUUGCUCCCUUCCAUCUGGGGAGCUCAGCCCUCAGGCCCCCUGCUUGGGAAAGGGAGCACAGCCCUGGCAGGAAGUGGCCAGAGCUGACCCCCAAGGAGAGUGAGACCCUCACCAGCCACCAGCCUCUCCACAGUGUUAGAAGUCACAGAUACAGUAUGUACUUAAUUACACUAAAUUAUUGCUGAGAUUCUGUAUAAGCACUAAUUAUACCUGAUUAUAGGUUAAAAUAUUUAUUUUGUCAAAAUAUUUUCUUGGGGAUGUGUUUAACCUUUUCUGUGUUCAUUGUGUGCUGAGACGUGAAAACUAACCAUUUCCUCCUGCCUACCUUUUUAGCCAGUGGGCAGCAGUGAAUGGCACUAUGUGCAGUUUGACCCAUGGCACUAGUGGGCCUUUGGUCAGCCUGACCCGGACCCCCCAGGCAUGGAGCAGACCCCUGGGGCCAGGCUGAGAGAGGACUGACUCGCUUAUCACGUGCAUGGCACAAGGGGUUUCAGAGCCCAAAGGGCUUGUUGCUGGCUGGGCCAGAGGGAAAGGUGACUGUUUGUCUGUUGUCUGUCCUCUUGUCUGUCUGUCAGCCCCCUCAGUAUGAGUGACUGUCUGCCUGCCCUUCCCCUUUGCAUGAGGGGUCCAGAGCAAGGGGGCCUGGGGAGGCGUGGGGCCAGCACUGUCACUCAAGGCCCCCAACUGGGAGAGUGGUGUCAAGGGUCAUGGCAGCCUGCGACAGCAGCCACCCAACCUCUUCCUGUGUCACAGGAUAGACAGCUGGGCCACCACUUCGGCUCCUUUCUUCCCACCUGCCGGCACACCCCAGCUUUCUGGAUAGUUUGAGGGGGGCUGCGGGCCAGCGAGGGAAGAGCACCAUAGAGGGAUGCCGUGCCAUCAGCCUGGCCUCAGCCGGCCCACCAUGAGCCUCUCUAUCGUCUGCUGUUAAGACUCUGGGCUCCUCUCCCCUGUCCACCCACAUGGGGAACCCAUGGCUAAGUGUGUGUGCACCCACAGGACGCCCUUGUGGUAUCUGCCUCUUCCAGUGCCCAUCUCCAGCCCUUCCUGUCCAUGGGGUCCAAGCUGGGCUUCCCCUGCAGCCACCAGUCUCCAGGAACAGCUGUCAACCCCAGAGUCACUCUGCUUUUCUUGUGUAUAAAACCUCCAGGCUCUCCUGGAGAAGGGGGGGGUGGAUAUUUAUUUCCAAAAGUUUGCACUUACUUUGUGAGGGGUCUCAGGAUUGUUGGGGGCUAUUGAGAAAAGGAAUGUAUUCAGUUUGUUGUCCAGUCGUCCCAGAAGUCUGGUGUGCUGUCACUGUCAUGUGUUUCUGCCGGCAGAGCCGGUUCUGGAGGGUGGGUCAGUGCACGCGAGGCUCAGCAACACCAAAGCCUCCAUUCACCUACUGGCUCUCCUUCCAGAUAUUGUCUCUCUAGUUUGGGUUCUUGCAUGUAAAAUACUCCACAAUAAACAACAAACAAGCAAA